GACACACACUUCCCACCCGGUUCUUCCCCCCCCCCCCCCCCCCCCCAACACACACCCCCUCGCUCCGCCGGCCAUGGAGGGGAGAGAGGACGCGGAGUGCGAGUGCCAGGCGGCGUUCGCCGAAGCUCGGCGAUGGGUCGAGACAGUUACUGGGAAAAGCUUUGGAACCAAAGACUUUCGAGCAGCUCUGGAAAAUGGAGUCCUACUGUGCGAUUUGAUUAACAAGAUCAAACCUGGCGUUGUUAAGAAGAUCAAUCGUCUGCCAACUCCAAUAGCUGGCUUGGAUAAUAUAAAUGUUUUUCUGAAAGCGUGCGAAAAUAUUGGACUGAAAGAAGCUCAGCUUUUUCACCCAGGAGAUCUUCAGGAUUUGUCCAAUCGAGUUACAGUCAAACCAGAGGAGACCAACAGAAGAGUGAAAAAUGUUUUGAUUACAUUAUACUGGCUUGGGAGAAAAGCUCAGAGUAACCCUCAUUAUAAUGGUCCCUACCUCAAUCUUAAAGCAUUUGAGAAGUUAUUAGGGCAAGCACUGACUAAGGCACUUGAAGAGUCCAGCCACCUGAACAGAAGUGGCAGGGAUAGUGGGUAUGGUGAUAUUUGGUACGUUGACCGGGGAGAGACCUUUUCAUCUUCAGCUAGCCAUAAAAGAGACGAUUCCUUUGAUAGCCUGGAUUCCCUUGGUUCAAGAUCCUCCACAAGCUUUUCAUCAGAUAUCACCUUAAAAGGUGGCAGUGAAGGUUGUGACAGUGACACAGACUCAGAACUGCCUUUCAAAAUGCAUGAUUCCCAUAAAGAUGACAGGUCUUACCGUAGGAUUUCUGUGAUUGAACCAAAACCUACUGCUGACUUCAAUCGCUUCUUACCCAACAAAAAUAAGCAGACGGCGUAUGUGCCAGCACCCUUAAGGAAGAAGAGGACAGAGAAGAAUGAGGACAACAGGAGGAGCUGGGCAAGUCCCGUCUUCACUGAGUCAGAUGGAACAUUUUCAAGUGUACGUGAAAGGAAUCCUGUAGCUUCCUGUCAAAAUAGCAGAGCAGAGUGUGGGCUCACAAAUCCAGCUUCCCUCCAGAUGAUCUAUGAGUAUGACAGUGACUCUGAUUCAGAAGAUGAAAGAAAGCUGCCCGACGUGGUUAUGGAUGACUUAGCAAAACGUAGAUUUCUAGUCAAAAAGAGCCCUGUAAGCUCUGCUGCACCUGGACAUCAUUUUGUGUUGCGCAAUGACUCUCCUAAAUCUUGCUCACAAGAAAGUUAUCCAGCUGGUCCACUAGCUGCAAUGCUUGAACCACUGAGUAACCAGAGGAGGCAGAGGCAGUUGGAUACUAAAGAGGAAAACAAACCAAGAGUUAACAUUCCUUCAGAAUUAUCUGGGUAUUUUGAUGAGGACGAGGAAGAAGAAAUAGGCAUCCCAAACAUUGAAAAAGAUGAUCUCUAUUUUCGCAAGCUAAGUUCUUCAACGGCAAAUAGAGUUGUUGCUUUUGACAAAUUUCUUCCUAAGUUUUGGACUCCAGAAGAAGAGUUGCUAUGGAAAAAAAUCAGGAAAUCCUCUUUCAAACCCUGGUAUAAAGAGAUUCAAGGGUUCAGAAAGAAAUCAUAUUCUGAGGAUGAGGAAUUUGCUUACAAACAAAGCUCUGCCAUUGUUGCUAAUCAACCAAGACCAAGUUUUGACUGGAACAGCAGUUGCAGAAGGGAUCAGAAUUAUAAACCAGUUGCUGAAUAUGUGGGAAGCUCAUUGUCACAGAUUGCAGAAGGAAAAAUCUUGGAGGCUUCUGAUCAGCCCAGUCAGUUUUCGUUACUUCAGGCCCUGCAAAAAUACUCUGACUACUUGUCUUCUGAAACGAAGACCAAAAUUGAUCCUACUUCUGGCCCUAGGCUCAUAAAAUGUAGAAAGAAUAUUUCCUUUGUACCAGGAUGCAAGCAAGGAGACACAGAAAACGGAUAUCUGUAUCCAGAUUUAGAAAACGAUGACUUGUUCGUUCGGAAAACGGGGGCUUUCCAUGUGAAUCCAGUUGUUCUCCAAGACCCCCGGUAUUUAAAAAAAUUCUCUGACCAGGAUCCUCCCUUGGAGGGUGAGAUAAUUUUGCAACCCAGAGAGGGCCAACCUGUGAUUCCAGAUUUGGAAAAGGAUGACAUGAUUUUCCGUAAAAUCCUCUCUCAGAAAAAAGAGGUGCCUUUAUCAGGUGCUCCAGACAAGUAUCACCCAGCACUCUUUCCUGAUCCAUGGAGCCUUCCAGAGGAGAUUCGGUCCAAAUUUCUAUGUUUACUUGAAAAAAACACAACUCCGGAGGAAAGAAAGAGCAAUGGCAGAGUGCUGUCACCAUCUUCCCACCAUAAGAAGGAUGAUAUGCUGACCCGUAAAAUUGAAUCUUGGAAGGUGGGAAGCAACACCCAGCCAGUAAAUUUCAUCCCAGGUCCAUGCAGUGAAGAAGACUGGAAGAAGUGGGAAGCGAUCAGGGAGGCCAGCAAAGUUAGACACAAGAAACGGCAGAUGGUGGAGAGACUGUUUCAAAAGCUUUCUGAUGAGCAAGGGAGUAAAUCUUUGAAUGAUGUCAGAGCAGAGGAGCUGCAGUCAUUGCGCAAAAUCCGUUAUGAAGAGCUGCAAAGGAUAAAAGAACAGUUACAAGAACAAGAUCUAAAGUGGCAAGAAGAUCUAGCAAAAUGGAAGAAUCGUAGAAAGAGCUUCACUUCUGAAUUGCAAAAGAAAAAGGAAGAGAGAGAAGAAAUAGAAAGGAGAGCCUCUGAGGUUUCUGAAAGGAGUACCAAGUCACUGAAAGAAAUGCAGCAGGAGAGGGAGGACAGAGACCAAGACUCCUAUCGGCAGCGAAAACAUGAACCCAGAUGGACGUAUUCACUGAAUGACGAUGUGUUUAGUGAAGAAAAAGCACCUUCCACACAGUCAGCACCAAAAGAUUACCUUUCAGAAGAAGAUACCUCCUACAGCACAAGUGUGUAUGCUGUACAACUGUGCAAGGAGAACCUGCCAGAGACCUCGGCCGCUCAUGAAGCUCCUGCUCUGCCAAAGAGCCUGGCAGAGGAGCAGAGCUCGGCUCUUUUGUCUACCCGCUACUCGGCAAAUGCUCAAACUGGGUCAGCUCAGGUUUCAGCUUCUCUCCCGAGAAGUUACCAGAAAACUGAUACCUCUAGGUUAACAUCUGUGGUUACACCAAGACCUUUUGGUGUCCACUCAAGAGGAAUCUCAUCACUUCCACGGUCGUUUACGAUGGAUGAUACCCAGAAAUACAACGGAGAAAUAGAAAAAGCUAAAAGAAUUCAAACUUUGUUCACUAGCAGUUCAUUUUCACAACCAGACUCUGCACACCCUCUCUCCACUAGUGCAUUCAGUAGCAGAAAUGGGGAGGAGGAGGAGAGAAAAGAAGGUAUUCAGUCAACACCUCCUCCUAGUUUGUCAUUACCUGUAAAAUCCCAAGACCAAGAUACUGGAAGCAGUAUUCUUAAACCAGAGUAUUGCUCUCCUCCUGAUUCUCUUUCACUUGCAUCUUCUGCAGAAAAUGUGAGUCUGCCAGAGACUGAGGAUUCAAAAUCCCCGGAACAGUACAGUGAAAUGAGAAUUAGUAUAAACCAGAGACCUGGCCACAGUCGCAGCUUUGGGUUUACAACAAAUUGGAGUUCUUCAGGGGCCUUUGUACAGACGGUUGAAGAAGGUAGCCCUGCAGCACUUUGUCAACUGCAUGUAGAUGAUGAGAUCAUUGCUAUCAACGGCACAAAGGUUUCAUGUAUGGACUGUAGUCAGUGGGAGGAAGCCGUCGGCAGAGCACUAGAAACUGGAAACCUGGUCAUGGAUGUCAGACGAUAUGGAAAGAAUGAUUGGGGCAAAGACCAGCCUUCCCUGCCACAUGUAACGCAUAAAAUCCUCAAUCUCACCAGUAUGGCUACCAACAUUAUAGGUACAUCUGAAAAUAAAUGGAUUGAUGCGACUUCUGGAGAACACGUUUCAAAUGUUUCCACCAUAUCAACAAAAAGAGAUUUCUCCAGCAGCCUUCGAAGUUCUGAUACAGAAACAAAAUUGAUAAAUGGAAUGCAAAGAGAUCUUGGCUCUAAUGAGCAAAGAGCAUCUGAACCUAUUUCUUUGAAAAACUUAAAAAGGCGGUCACAAUUUUUUGAGCAAGGAGGCCCAGAGACUGCAAUGCCUGAUCUCCCAGUUCCAACCAUUAGCGUUCCUAGUCGUCGGGUUUGGGAUCAAGAGGAAGAACGAAAACGGCAGGAAAAAUGGCAAAAGGAGCAGGAGCGUUUAUUGCAGGAGAAAUACAAACGGGAACAAGAAAAACUGAGGGAAGAAUGGCUACGAGCUAAGCAAGAAGCAGAAAAAGAGAGCUCAAAGUAUUUUGAUGAGGAGCAGACUGUUCUAACCUUAAACACAACGUCUGUCCCUGAACGGGCCCCAUCUGUGUCCAGUUGGAGCGCAAGCCCUGAAGCAAAUACUCAUGAGGAGCCAGAAGGAGAUGGAGGAAGCGAGCUGGCAGCACGCUUGUUGGGCAAGGGAGAAGAGAGGAGGAGGCUUCAGAAGGAACAGAGGAUCCAGGAAGAGGAAGAAAGCGAGCUAAAAGAGCUGGAGUUUGAGAGACAACGUAAAGAGAGGGAACAGCAGUAUGCUGAGGAGCAGAGACGGCAGGCUGAAAGGCAGAGCAAGGCGCCAGUGGAGAUGUCUCAGUACCAAAGACAUUAUGAGCACUAUGAAGUAUCUAAAACAAUAGAGGAUCGAGCUGGCCAUCCUCUCAUUGAAAGGCAUUAUGAGCAUCAUGAAGUUUCUAAAACCAUUGAGGAGCAACGUGGCCAGUCAUUUACUGACAGGAAUAAGUCCAAGUCGACCUCAGAACUGAAUGAAUUCAACACAAUCGGAAAUGAUACCCAGAGCAAACAUCCAGAGAGGUCCUGCAACGCGAGUGAGUCGCAGAAGAAGCCUCAGAAGGAGCACAGCCUGUCUGCGGCAGAGUUGGAGAGACAGCAAAUCCUUCAGGAAAUGAGAAAGAAAACAUCUCUACACACGGACAGCAGCUGGAUUAGGCAGCGCAGUUCCAGUAUACAUAAGGAGCCCAUUAGUCUGUACAGCAAUAGUAUGAGGAGAGGGGAGUCUUUGGACAAUCUUGAUUCUUCAAGAACGAGCUCAUGGAGGCACCACUCGUGGCUGAACCAGUCUGCCUCCUCUUCAUCUCUAGCUUCUAGUCAAGAUUUCAGUCGUCCGGUGUCCACUUCAAACCGAGCCUACAUGUGCACUCCUUCCUCCAGCAAAGCACCUCCUGCGGCUGCCUCUGCGAGAGCCCCCUCCGUGUCCCAGGCAGCCCCUCGGGCUCAAUCUCCCCUCUCUGCUUCCCAGCCAGGGUCCCAGACACGCAGCAGGUCAGUCAGUGGGAAGAAAAUCUGUUCAUACUGUAAUAACGUUCUGGGCAAAGGAGCAGCCAUGAUCAUUGAGUCUCUUGGUCUUUGUUAUCAUUUACAUUGCUUUAAGUGUGUUGCCUGUGGAUGCGACCUUGGCGGAUCCCGCUCUGGAGCUGAAGUUAGGAUCCGAAACAACAAGCUCUUCUGCAAUGACUGCUAUAUCAGAUUUAAAACUGGACAACCAACCUCCAUGUGAAGCAAAUGAAGAUAUGAAGCCACUGAUGCAGAUAGAAGAAGAGGUGAUUGCUGCUGAUGUAGAUCUAUAAAUAUAUAUAUUGUGUGUAUGUGUGUUUUUUCUAAGAGUAACUCUUGCUUGUCUAGUCUUCAUAGCAAUGCAUUGUAUUCUUCAUAUAACUAUUUUUAUUUAUAAGAAAGUAAUUGCAGUAAGGAAAUAUCUGGGGAAAAUGCUUUCACUUUUUCAGCUUCAAGUACUGAGAGCACAAUGGGAGAAUAAGUAUAUUUUCAGUAAUAACUUCAAAAUAUUUUUGAGGCUUAUAAUCAACUAUUUGGCUUUCCAAUGGUAUAUGAAGAGGGUAUUUUGUUUCUAAGCUCUUGAAAUGAGCAUUAGAGAAAUAGCUAAUAUAAAUAUAUAUUUGCAAUUGCUGUCUUUAUUUUUGACAUAUACUGAAAGUGAAUUCUCUAGGUUAAUAUGAAGCUGCAUUUAAAUGCACGCAAAUGUGUUUGCUUUCCAUAUGCUGGUUUCUAAAAUUAUGUGCUUUUUUGAAACAAAUACAAAGAAUAAUCUGUUUGCUCAGUGGUGUUGGCAUAAUAUCUCUGGAAUCUAUUUAAGGGGAAGAGUUCUCUUUUCCCAUUUGGAAAAUGUAACUAUCACUUUUUCCUCCACAAACUGAGUGGAGAAUGGUUGUUGAAUUACAGUAUAUUUGUAAAUAAAAUUUCUGAUGUUGCAUUUA
This is a messenger RNA of Tyto alba (common barn owl), 6299 nucleotides long. It is a transcript of the gene LMO7, whose product is annotated as LIM domain 7. Lineage: Eukaryota; Metazoa; Chordata; Aves; Strigiformes; Tytonidae. The transcript has 34 exons. Gene Ontology annotation, biological process: regulation of signaling; regulation of cell adhesion; actomyosin structure organization. Gene Ontology annotation, molecular function: actin binding. The record is from RefSeq and is a predicted model, not a curated record. Bases 74 to 5584 code for a protein of 1836 amino acids.